AUGUCUGCAAUUCCUUACCACGAGCUUCAGCGCGCCAGAAGAGAAAUCAGACUCAUCGUCCUCGAAGAUGCGCCUAAACUCGCUAAAUUAAGGAGUGCUACUCCUCCGCCGCUGAAAUGCACCAUAAUUCACUCGUCCCUUGAUGAUUUCACUUCCCAGACAACUCCAUCUUCUAUGUGGCAAGGCUUGAGGCAAAGACCUCACCUCAAAUAUUUUGCCCUCUCGUACGUCUGGGGCGAUCCCGAUCCUACCUGCGAACUCGGUAUCAACGGUGUUCAGGCGAAGAUCACCAAAAGCUUGUCUGACGCACUGCAUUCGAUUCGAGACCACACUGACUUUCGAGUCAUCUGGGCAGACGCAGUUUGUAUUAAUCAGAACGAUAACAUCGAGAAGAGCUGGCAGGUUCAGCAAAUGACGAGCACAUACAAGUAUGCAGACAGGGUUAUCGCUUGGUUAGGGCCAGCGUCGCCAGACAGUGAUCUCGCCAUGGCUACUCUGCAGUCAGUACAUCGCCAAAUAAGAAAGAUGAGCUUCAGCAAGGCUAGACGUUAUGAGGUGCCCUCUGUAUGGGCUCACCGGCAAAUGCAGCAGUCGCUAGAUAAGUUCUUCUCAAAACGUAUUAAGGAAUUCGCAGCAAUUGCCGAGCUGUGGAUCAGGCCAUAUUGGACGCGGAUCUGGAUCAUCCAAGAGAUCGCUGUCUCCCGUAAAACUAUUUUUCUCUGCGGCUCAAGUCAAGCUGAAGACGUCGAAGUUGCCCUCCUUGCGAUUUCAGAGUUCGCUAGCCUUAAAGUGUACAAGAAAACCGACGAGUCGAAAGCCAUGACGAUGGGUGACAUCUAUCUCAUCAAUCGGCAGCCGGAAUUCUUGGUGGUGACAAAGAUGGCUGAGCAACUAGAACAUCACAAUCUUUAUCAAUUGCUAUUUUACGCUCAUGGAGGUUCCCAUGACUACCAAGCUUUUAAUCCUAGAGAUUAUGUAUACGGGCUUCUAGGCUUAGCAACAGACCAGCAGUCGCUAGGUAUUGUAGCUGAUUAUGAUAAAUCCCCACAGUUGAUCUAUAAGGAUGUUGUCCGGAGAGUAGUCAAAUCUGGCUACACUGAUAUACUCGCGUUGGCUGUUUCGGAAAAGAAUAUACCAGAUCUGCCAUCGUGGGUACCAGAUUUCUCUAACCUUGGGCAUGUCUUCUUCUGCACUUACAACACUGCUCAGAUCGAAAAAGCUGAAGACCCACUCGUCCCGUACUUUCCAGUCACUGAGGAGACGGACGGUCUAGCAAUACGAGGCUCAACUGUCGGCAUUAUUACUAAACUAGCACCAGAACCUGAUUUCAAUGAGGGCGACGGAUCUCUUGCCUCGUUGCUGCAAUGGUUAGUAGCCAUUGAGAUGGAGUUGCUUCUUAAUCUAGUCGAGGAACGCGAACAUUUCUGGAUCAAUCCACUUCCGAUAGUUCUGGGAACUCCAAGAAGUGUCCAGGAUAGGGGACGAUUAGCUAGAUCUUUGUUUGCCAACAUGGAUCCUUCAACGGGUAUAACCAUCAGCGACCCACGUCACGCCGAAAUGUAUUAUCUGAUAGUUAGAUCUUUCACGAACAACCCCGCAGGAUUAGAAUCUAGGCUCAACAAUGCGGAGAGACUUGGUGAUGCCGAUGCUAUAGCAACGGGAAUGUACCUCAGUGGUGUCAUGCAGCAUGCCCUCAAAGGAUGCCGUGUAUAUCGGCUGGAUACUGGUCAUAUUGGACUGGCGUCCCCGGGAUGUCAAGUUGGUGACAAGGUGGUUGAAUUUCCCGGGGGUUCAUUUCCCUUUGUAAUUCGAAAGAAUGAGAACGACGUUGCAUACCUUCCAAAGCCGGAAAAUAUAGACGACUCUUCCAUUCCCAAUUUUGCCAUCCAGACCUCCAAACUGGUUGGUAUGGCGUUUCUUGAUUGGAUGCGGUAUUGGAAACUUAGUGGUAAGGUAACGGAGGAGCCGUUCAUUCUUCGCUAA
This is a messenger RNA of Glarea lozoyensis ATCC 20868, 1983 nucleotides long. RefSeq names its product heterokaryon incompatibility protein. The record is from RefSeq and is a predicted model, not a curated record. The transcript has 2 exons. The coding region runs from base 1 to 1983 and encodes 660 amino acids. Lineage: Eukaryota; Fungi; Ascomycota; Leotiomycetes; Helotiales; Helotiaceae.